Messenger RNA from Prunus armeniaca (apricot), 5823 nucleotides. NCBI's taxonomy places the organism in Eukaryota, Viridiplantae, Streptophyta, Magnoliopsida, Rosales, Rosaceae. The record is from the annotation of a GenBank genome assembly.
AUGUUUCCGUGGAACAUCGCGAAGUCGGCAGAGGCGAUGUUCUCGCGGUGGGCCGUGAAGAGAGUGUGCAAGUUCUUGUUGAAGAAGAAGUUAGGGCAGUUCAUACUGGGGGAUAUUGAUGCCGACCAGCUCGAUGUCCAGCUCUCCGAGGGCACUAUUCAGCUCAGCGACCUUGCGCUUAACGUUGAUUUUCUUAAUCAGAAGUUUGGCGCAGCAGCAUCAGUGAUAAUAAAAGAAGGAUCUAUUGGGUCCCUAUUAGUUAGAAUGCCUUGGAAGGGCAAAGGAUGUGAGGUUGAAGUGGAUGAACUUGAGCUUGUGCUAAUUCCCUGUGCAGAGAACAAGUCACAAGGUAGUGCUGAAAGUUGUAACCUUGAUAAGGAUGGUAACCCAGUGAAGCUAGAUAGUGACAUGGGGGAAAAUACCGCAAAAUCUUCUUCCAGGGAUGUGCAUGAAGGUGUUAAAACAAUUGCAAAGAUGGUAAAGUGGUUUCUAACGAGCUUCCAUGUAACGAUAAAAAGGUUGAUUGUUGCAUUUGAUCCUUGUAUAGAAAUGGAUGGAAAGACAUCGGGGUGUCGCUCAACCUUGGUGCUUCGAAUUUCAGAAACAGAAUGCGGAACAUGUGUUUCUGAAGAUGAUACUCAAAAUGCUGAUGCAAGAAUUGAGAACUUUCUCGGGAUUAGUCAACUAACAAACUUUGUCAAGUUUCAAGGAGCAGCACUUGAAUUGCUCCAAAUGGAUGAUGUUGAUAAUCAAACAUGCAUUCCAUGCGAGACAGAAAGCACAUUUUUUUCAGGGUGCCGUCCACCAUGUGCUACCACGCCGAUAUUGAUUGGGAAAAGAGGUGGAUUUUCAGGGAAUUUAAAAUUAAGUAUACCUUGGAAGAAUGGGUCUUUAGACAUUCGUAAAGUGGACGCGGAUGUUUCUAUUGAACCUGUAGAAUUAAGAUUUCAACCCAGCACAAUUAAAUGGCUUUUGCUUGCUUGGGAAAAAUAUAAAAAUCUGGAAAAGGACGGGAGUAGUCUUAAGUCAGCAGAUUCUGUUUUCCUUGAUUCAGCAUCUCACUGCAUUUCACCAAGGUCCGUUUUUUCUGCAGCAGAUAAGGUGAUGCCAAUUUGUGGUAGUUUUCCCACAGAAUCCUCUUCUUUGACACUGCAAGAUUCAAUGACUGAAGGUCUUCUACCUGGGUCACAUCUUAUAUCAGAUUGGGUACCCUUUUUACUCCAUAAAAAUAAAGAGGAUGCCAUUGAAGAACUUGAUUUUGGUGCAAGUGUGGACCAGUUUUUUGAAUGUUUUGAUGGAAUUAGAAGUUCUCAAUCAGCUUUAGGGAGCAGUGGGGCGUGGAACUGGACGUGUUCUGUUUUCACUGCUAUCACAGCUGCAUCCAGCCUUGCUUCUGGAUCUUUGCAUAUUCCCUCUGGCAAGAGCAGAAUGCCGAGACAUCCUUCUUGUUACGCAGGUCAACAGGUAUGCCCCCAAGAAAUAAGGUUUCAAGGAACAAUGGAGUACAUUGAGGUUGCUAAUUACUCAAGUUACAAAGAUGAUACCUUUGAGUUUGGCUUUCAAGGGUGUAAUAACAAUAUUAACAGCCAAACUCUUUCGGUUCUACAUCUUCAAGCUGAUGUUCAAAAUGCUCUUCCUCUGUAUGUCUCAUCUUCUGAAGAUUUGGAUGAAUCAAAUGCUUUAGCUGCUGAAGAUUUUCCGUUUGGGUAUAAGGAUGGUGUAGUCAGAACUACAUUGCUUAAAACUUCAGGUGUUACGCACUGCCAAUUUAAUGUGGGUUCUAGUUCAUCAAAUGGGAGUUUAUCUGGGACAACAUCAUUUUCACUGAAACUGCCACAUUUUGUUUUCUGGGUGGACUUCUCUUUGCUAAAUGUGCUAUUUGAACUGGUGAAGGAAUUGGAAAAGCCUGUCGAAAUGAAUAACAAACAGGCUGAGGUUCCUUCUGAGGCCUCCAAUAAGAACCAUGGUUCAUCUCAUGGGAAUCUUAGAAGAUCUUCUAGCUGUGUUACGACCUUGUCUUCAACAGAAAGCCUGCGAGGUGAUAUAUUGAUCCCUAGUGCGAGGAUAAUUCUGUGUUUUCGUGCUAAAGGGGGUGAAGAUGUUAGAGGCUUCUCUUCCUGGGAUCAGUUUAUUGCUCUUGAAUUUUCUUCACCAUCAACUUUUAACAAAGGUAUAAUCCAAGAGCACGGUCCAACUUCAGAUGCAAGGUCAGAUAAAAGGUUUUCUUCAACAGCCACGCGUUCUUUACAUUUGAAUGUUGGUAAUCUUGAUGUUUUCCUCGUCAGUCCUGCAAGUAAGGAUAAUGCUGGAAUAAGAUCUGGGAACAUGCAGAGGCAAAAAUUUACCGCACAGAAUAUAAUGUCCGUGACUGACAGAACAGGCCGUCUUUCUGUCAUUAGUAUGCUUUGGCAGGAGGGUUAUGUGACUGGUCCUUGGAUAGCAAAGAAAGCCAAGAACUUAGCUACUUUUGAGGAAUCAAGGAGCAUUUCUAAAUUUGUCGGACAAGAUCAUGAGUUUGCUUCUGUGUCUACUGUGAAAGAUCUACAAGAUUUAAACUCCCACACUCGAGAGGAGAUUAUUUUGAGCUCCGCUUUUUCCCUGCAUGCUUGUCUACCUUCUGUUUCAAUAAGUCUAGGCAAUACUCAAUAUAAGGGGUUAUAUAGUCUUUUAGAUCAGAUGAUAAAUGAGUUAAAUGUGGCUUGUGGUUCAGUCAAUGUUAAGGAAAAAUCUUCUGUGUCUCAGACAUCUAUCCUUGUGGGCUGUGAUUCUGUAGAAAUUUUGAUUAGCCUAGAUGCAAAGGAGAUUGUCAAAAGCUCGAUGCAGAGUGAACUUCCUGGCGCGUGGCAUCAGCUAAAACUGAAAGUUCAGAAACUAGAAAUGCUCUCUGUCUCAAAUAUUGGAGGUAUAACAGGUGCCAAUUUUUUCUGGCUGGCCCAUGGGGAAGGCAAAUUGUGGGGUUCUAUCACUGGUAUUCCUGAUCAGGAGUUUCUUCUAAUCGCAUGUAGCAACUCAACAAUGAAGCGUGGUGAUGGAGGGGGUUCUAAUGCGUUAUCCUCUAGGCUGGCUGGUUCUGAUAUUGUACAUCUGUGGGAUCCCAAGACUUUUCAGGGUUCUACAUCUAUAACUGUCCGAUGUGCCACAAUUGUUGCAGUAGGCGGUCGCUUGGAUUGGACUGAGGCAAUAUGCUCCUUUUUCGUUAUUCCUCCUGAAAUUAAGCAAGCAGUGGACAUCGAAAAGGGCGACGUUAAUUCACCUCAUGGAUCGUCUUUUGUUCUUAACUUGGUUGAUGUUGGAUUAAGUUAUGAGCCCUACCUAAAGAAUGCGAUGGUCAGGACUGAAGCUUUAGAUUCGGAGCCUAUUUUUUCAUAUGUCAAAGAAGACGAGGAAUAUGUUUCUUGUCUUUUGGCUGCGUCUUCCUUAAAUCUUUCAAAUUCAACCACGGAAGAUUCAAUGGAAAGUGAAUACAGAAUUAGAGUGCAAGAUCUUGGGCUUCUUCUCCGUGUAAUGGCAAAGCCUGAGGAUGUUGGUGGCAUUUAUAGUGUAGAACAUCUUCACAAGAUUGGGUAUGUGAAAGUUGCCAGAGAGGCACUUGUUGAAGCAACGUUGAAAACUAAUUGUAAUAAUGGCCUUCUCUGGGAGGUAGAAUGUUCAAAAUCUCAUGUUUAUGUGGAAACAUGCUAUGACACCAUGUCUAGUCUGUUUCGUUUGGCUGCCCAACUUCAAAAGUUAUUUGCCCCUGACAUGGAGGAAUCAGUCGUGCAUUUGCAGACUAGAUGGAAUAAAGUACAGCAGGAGCAAGAGAGCAGAGGUUUCAAUGAUGAGGCAAGUAACUCUGGCAGCAAUUCUUUAUUGCCAAAUUCACAAGUGCACACUUUUGGUGCAGUUACAGAGAGUGAAACUCGGUCGGUUGGGUUAAUGGAUGAGAUAUGUGAUGAUGCAUUUCACUUAGAUAAGGAUCAGACCUGUCAAUAUGAUACUUCUGAGUCACAAAUUUGUAUUUCGUUUGAUCAAGACCUUGGAGAGGCCCGUUACUCAAGUAUCGAAACUCCUGAAAUUUUCUCUCCUGGUCCAUCUUUUGAUGGGUCAAUGCCUGUAGCGGAAUUAGAAAGUAAUCAAACAUCAUUUCUACAAGAAGGUAAUGUUCUGGAGUUAAUAGAAGGGUAUUGUUUAUCUGAGUUACGACCUCUCUCGGAAUUGUCUGCCAACAGACAAUCACCACAUGAGAUUCUGAAAUGCAAGACCAGGAAUGUCAUUAACAGAGAUGUUGGAGCAGAAAAUAAUGGAUGGUAUGGUACAUCCGUAAGAAUUCUAGAAAACCACAUUUCUGAAGCGAGUGAAAGUAGUAUGAAAGAACCUGUUGAAGACAAGCUUCCUUCUAUAGAAGGUACAAAAUGCAAUGAUUUUGGAAAGGCCAUUGGUUGUGUACUUCUUAAGAACAUUGAUGUUAGGUGGAGAAUGCUUUCUGGGUCUGAUUGGCACGAUUCUAGAGCAACUGAUCAGCGAUCAGUGGAUUGUAGUGGAAGGGAUGCUACUGUUUGUUUAGAGUUUGCACUGUCUGGGAUGGAAUUUCAAUAUGAUGUUUUCCCUGCUGGUGGAAUAAGUGUAUCUAAGCUUUCUCUUUCAGUUCAAGAUUUUUAUCUAUAUGACCGGAGCAAAGAUGCUCCUUGGAAACUGGUACUCGGAUAUUAUCAUUCAAAGGAUCGUCCUCGGAAAUCAUCUUCAAAAGCAUUCAAGCUGGACUUAGAAUCUGUCAGACCGGAUCCUUUAACCCCUCUUGAAGAGUACCGGUUGCGUGUCGCACUCCUUCCCAUGCUAUUGCACCUUCAUCAGUGCCAACUUGAUUUUCUCAUCAGUUUUUUUGGGGCAAAGAGCUCUUCAAUCGACCAGUCUCCAGGGUGUCGUCAAGAGUCAGAUGGUUCAAAAUUCUUGCCAGCCAAAAGUAAUAAUCUUGCAGGGCCUACCAUUGAAGAGGAGGCAUUUCUUCCCUACUUUCAGAAGUUUGAUAUAUGGCCUAUUCUUGUUCGGGUUGACUACAGUCCCAGCCGUGUUGAUCUGGCAGCAUUAAGAGGCGGGAAGUAUGUAGAACUUGUAAAUCUUGUCCCAUGGAAGGGGGUUGAGCUACAGCUUAAGCAUGUUCAUGCAGUUGGUAUUUAUGGUUGGGGUAGUGUAUGUGAGACAAUUGUAGGGGAGUGGCUAGAAGAUAUUUCUCAGAAUCAGAUUCACAAAAUAUUGCGAGGUCUUCCUACAAUUAGGUCAUUGGUAGCAGUUGGUGCUGGUGCUGCAAAGUUGGUUUCUUUGCCCAUUGAGAGUUAUAGGAAGGACAAAAGAGUACUUAAGGGAAUGCAAAGAGGAACAAUUGCAUUUCUUAGAAGUAUUUCUCUUGAAGCUGUUGGACUUGGAGUACAUUUGGCCGCUGGGGCUCAUGACAUUUUACUCCAAGCAGAAUAUUUACUUACAGGAAUUCCUUCUUCUGCACCAUGGUCGGUACCACAUAAAAUGAAAACCAAUGUCAGAUCUAAUCAGCCUAAAGAUGCUCAACAAGGAAUUCAUCAGGCUUAUGAAAGCCUCAGUGAUGGCCUGGGGAAAUCUGCCUCUGCUUUGGUCCGGACUCCCCUAAAAAAAUACCAACGUGGGGCUGGUGCAGGAUCAGCUUUGGCAACUGCUGUUCGGGCAGUUCCUGCAGCUGCUAUAGCUCCGGCUUCGGCUUGUGCUAGUGCUGUACAUUGUGCUCUUCUUGGCUUCAGAAAUAGCCUCGAUCCUGAGCGCAAGAAAGAGUCCAUGGAGAAAUAUCUGGGCCCCCCUCAGCCAUGGGAACAAAACUGA